CAUUGAUAAUUUUUAUUUGUUCGGAAGAGAAAAAGAAUCAUUGAAGCAUUAGCAGAGUCCCAACAAUCGAUAGUACUCGUACGUAAGGUACGCACUAAACGGUAAUAACCGUACCCAGAUAGGAGGGAGGAUGAUCCGAACGCAUAGUUUGACAUCGGCAUCAGGGCUGCAUAUACCGGUACUUCUCCACGCCUUUCAAACUCUCAUUUACAGAGUAAAUUAGCGCUCGUACUAUUUUAUUCCCUGUACGGUAGGAAUACAAGGAACCACGAGUACACCACAGCAUACCGUAAGUCGAUCGCUAAAGAAGGGACGGCUCUACCUAUUUCGUUUUUCAUUUUCGUGAAAAACCACAUGUGUCCACCCCAUUGACAGAAUAGAAACAGGAUCGUUCUCAUCUACUGAAUCUACUGAAGAUCUUGGGAUCUCACCAAGCACUGAAGUAGCACUUUCUCCGCAGAACGGCAUUCUGAGGGAAAGGAGCAUCAGGCAUCACGUAACAACACACUGCCUCAUUGAUAUUUCUCGAUAUUUUUUCGGCUGCUUUGGUGUUGGCAAGAAAUGAAACGAUCCCAGACAAAACGAGGCGAAACCCAAAACAUGUCUUCAAACUACAGUAACAACAUCACUUCCAGUUCAAGAAACAGUUCAGUAGGAACGACUGCUCUUGCAAUCCUUGUUAAUAUUUGGGUGAUUUUCGUCCUUGCAAUAGCCAUGACAAGCGGUACAACAAGAGUAUCUGCUGCGCUACUGCAUACCACUAGCAACCUCCUUCAUCAGAACUAUGGUGAGGCCUCACAACAGCGGGACAGGGGCGGUAGCAAGGUUCAAAACGCCAACACUACAUCUUUGUUGUCGCCGUUUUUUGUCAAUACCUACAAUCCGUGGUCGUCCGAACAAAAAGGAAUUAGCGAUGCAAAUCCACCACAAGACGCAAACCACCACCACCACAGCAUCGACGACGACAACGAUCUAUCGCUCUCCGUUCCCUGGGGAGAAAUUAACAUUGUGGUGGUAACGGACGUCCAUUCGUGGAUCGCUGGAAACCACAGGGACGAUCCUCGCAACUGGCCACUCGACGAGCACCGCAAUCGGGUUCAGGACGCAGACUAUGGGGAUAUAUUGAGUUUUUACCAGCGUCUCGGGGAUUUGGUUAAAGACCACAACAGUAACAACUACGGCAAACAGCGAGACUUGUUUUUUGUCAUGAACGGAGAUUUUGUCGACGGAACGGGGCUUUCUGAGAAUCCUCCGCGGCACCUGAUGCCGCUCCUGAAGCACAUGCCGUGGGAUGCCAUUAAUGUCGGAAACCACGAAUUGUACAGCGACAAAACGGUGCAGUUUUUGGUGCAAAGGGAUGGAUACGACUCCAAGAUGGGAGGGAACCGCUCCACCAUCUAUCCCGUUGCAACUCCCCCGAUUUGGAAUGGUCGGUACCUUUCUUCCAACACAUUGCUCACAGAAACGAUGGAACCAAUGACGGGGAAACGGUACACCUAUCUGGUGGGACCCAAUACCAACAUCACCCUUCUGGCCUUUGGCUUUCUCUAUGAUUUUCAUGAAAACGGUCCAGCCACGACUACCCUGUCGGUCGAGAAAGUCAUUCAGCAAGACUGGUUUGCCGAUGUCCUGUCGGGGGGGAGAAAUAGCAGCACCGGCAACGACUACGGCCAUGAGGCCUGGAAGCCGUUCGACGCGGUGCUGGUCCUGGCCCACAUGGACUGCCUCGAUCCCCUUGUGGCCACGAUUUUGGAGGGGAUCCGGGCCUUGCUGCCACCCGAUAAAAAGAACAUCCCCGUGCAAUUUGUUACCGGACACACCCACCGGAGAUGCCAUGCCAGGCUCGAUGACCACUCGGAAUCCUUUGAGGCCGGUCGGUUUCUAGACACCAUUGGUUUUGUAUCUUUUGACGCAAACACAAGGACAACACAGGCAACCAACGGAAGCAACAAUAAUCGUCAAUCUGAUUCUAAUUUCAGGCAUCGGUUUCUGGACGCCAACAAGCAGUCCCUCUUGCAAACCCUCAUGCGCUCUUCGCAUCUAUCGCAUGGCGGCAACCAAAGAGGCCUGUCCUUCUCGGAAGGAUUUGGAACACCCGAGGGACGAGCCCUGACCCGGGCCAUCCGAGACACCCAGAAAGACCUUGGACUUGACGUCGUGCUCGGGUGUUCCCCAAGAACCUAUGGCAUCUUUGACUACGAAACCGAACCCAUCACACGCGCACCGUCUUCCUCCGAUGCCAAUCCUCCCAGGAAUGAUUGGUUCUCCGAGUCUUCGUUGUGGGGGCUCUAUGUGGCGAACGUGCUCCCUAGACAGUUGCUUCGGCCCAUGCUGGCAUUGAGCCGACAGGCAAGGGACGACUCAUCGGGGGAGGAAGCUGCAGAAGCCCACCCGUUAUUCCUUGCUGGAACGGGAUCACUCCGGUACACCCUCUUUGAGGGUCCCGUCACGGUCAAUGACGUUAUAGCGAUUAGUCCCUUCAACAACUCGAUCGUGGAGAUCGUUGCAAAGCGCAAAGGCACCACCGAUAGCCCAGGUGAACUCCUCCCAUGGUACGGGCGCGAACUCUCGUUGUUACUAAGAGUCACCAACCGAUUGUACGCGACUUCGGCCGAAUACGGAAUGCCGGCAUUCGUGGCAUCGAUUCUCCCGCAGCAGGACUUUGUACGAGAGAACGAAGGGUUCUCCUUGCCCGCAGCUUCCGCCAUCGAUCCCGAUCGAAUCUACCGUCUCUAUACGACGGACUACGAUUCCUGGAGGCUCAUUUCCGUCCUGGCGAUACUGAAAUUUGGAGAGGGCACCGAAGAUGGAUCUGUGGACAACAACACGUCGUUUUCUAACGAUGCCGUCGACAAAAUGUUGGCAUCGGAACCCCUGCCGCCGAUCACCCUCGGGCGAUCCUACGAGACGCAGAAGGCCUGCCUUGCCCUCGGCAAAAACGACGGCGAGAACGAGAAUCACCACAACAUCGACCGUUGCUACUACACGGCGGAGCUGUGGAAGGAAUUCGUCCGCGACGCAAUGCCCUGCGACGCUGUGGCAACCAGCAGCAGUGGCCACAACAUCCGCGAUCCUCCCUUGGUGUCCUCAAACGGCGGCGGCAGCAGCAGUAGCGAGGAUGGUCACCGCAUCGAUCUCCUGCGCGCACAACUCCUGCAGCCGUCCUUUGGGUACUCCCUUCACGCGCAGCGUCCCCGGCAGGAGGCCGCCCCCCAUACCGGGGACCCGCCGCCGCAAGAGGCGUCGGUGGUCGACCUAGCCGGCGACGAGAAGGCAGCCGCGGCCCUCGUCGGAAUGGCAUCGAUCGCCGCGAUCGCUCUGUUGUUCUUUUUCCCGCCACGGGGAGACAACGAACCGCCAACGCGAGGCGGGGCUCCGCCGAGGGCUCGGUUUCGGCAGGGUCGUUGCAACGAGGGCCGGGACCACUCCCGGAGGCGAGGUAAUCACCGGACACCGACGGCCCACGCCACCACAAACGGCAACAGCGAUAGCGACAGCGACAGCAACCGUAAUUCUGUGCCCGACGAGGAAGUGCAGCUCAUACCCCUCCGCCGCAUGGAUACUGGAAACCUAAGCGAACAUUCGACCCAGAGCAGCAACUACGGAAGCAGCUAUGGAUCGAUAUAACAACGAACCACUGGAAACAGAUAUUGUACUUAUCACAAUAAUACAACGACAUACUUAUCGUUCUACUCAUUUGAUUAUAAACCCCACGACGAAGAUUUGUUUCGAACUGAAAGACAACAAAGAACGCGAGCACUACUAAAAAACGACCAGCCUUCUCGUUGCUACGGAUACGGAUACACCAGGCCUCGAAUAGAGUCCAGCCGCAAUGGCCACAAAACCGGGACAUCUCGCUCUCUAUCAGCGAAAACUUUCAGAGUAGAACGGAACAAAGGCAAUGACCCAUGCCAAGAUCGGAACCACGCAAUGCGCUGGUAGGGAAAAAGAAGGUGACAAACAAGAAACAAACAUACCAUACCAUACAGCAUUGUUUCGCGGCGCUGCUUUCUGCCGCUGGUGCAACUGGCCAGGAACGAAUGAAUCCAAACGAGCAUUAUCCCAACGAUGCGCGCUUCAUGCCUACCGCACUGCGAUAUCGUCGCACGGUAGGAACAGUAGCACCGUAGUUCCCUUAUUUUGCCUUCAAGAAAUUUAGAGAACUGCCACUGUAGCGGUACUGCUUUGUAUUGCAAGAGCUCAUGCUCCCAACCUCUUUCUGUUGUGAAUCUCCAGUACCGUACUGUACCGCAAGGUAGCACGAGCCAUGCAGUUUCUAGUACCAGAAAAAGUCUUGGUUGCUACUCCUUGCCUCUGUCAAACAACGCAAAUUCCACACCUUUUGGUCCACUUCUUUUUCGCGGCAGGAACUGUGAAUGAAGUUCGGUUCCGUAUCGUACUUCAAUAAACAUGAAACUCGUAGUAUCAACCUACGGUAUCUCCCCGUAGCUACAGGGAUACGAUGCUGUAGCGCACGUUUCUUGCUCCAGAUCGGUUUUCGUUUUUCCUUCUGGCGUAGUGCUUCUGUUUACAUCGCUCGGUUCGGGUGACGAACGAACACUAGUUACGAACGGAAGUAUCGUACGAGCUGUACCAGUUUGCUAGAUACAGUAAGGGUCCAACACCUUACAGGAAAUGCCGUACGGUACGUACGUACCUCAGAGCAGUUCGUACAACACACCUUCGUGCUUUCCAACUGGAUGGCAGUCCAUUCACUCGUACCAUUCUGUACGUACGUUGUAAGCGCAUACACUCCAGACCAGUUUAGAAACCGCACGAGUCCCAUGUGACUGCAAUGUGACCCAACGUACCGUUCCUCUCGCACCUUACCAAUUCCUAUGCAUGCGGUAGCUAUUACGAAGAUUGUACUGCCCGGAAUGGAAUCGUCAUUUUCCAUCACUUCCAACGAAGAACAGCUAUUGCCGCGCGUCAUCUUUCAACGGCCAUUAGCGAAUGGACAGAGAACAAGAUUCGGGUGCGUCAUUUUUCUCCAGGUUCGCUUGAUCGAUCAAAACUGUUAAGUAGUCGAAACGUAAGUUCUUUUCGAGUGCGUCAUUCCUCGCUAGAUAGGGUUUUUAGAACGGAAUUUCCGUCCUUCUGCUACCGAUCCAUGGCAGUAUCCUCCAAUCGUCUCGCAGUGCACCCACUGGAGUUCCUCCGUCUGGAAGUAAGUGUGUCUUCAAGUUCGCUGAUGGCAACGGAGGAUACUGAUGGGUCUGGUCGGAGUAGGAAAGGAACAGGGUCGAAGAAACUGUAAGAAGAACCGUCCCCAUUAUUUAUCAUUUGAGGGACCAGACGUGAAUUACGAACUCUGUACAUCAGCUUACGAUGGCGUACGAGUCCGUUGGAUUUAUCCUAGGCUCGUAUGACUGCCGACGGAAGUUGACACCUUUCUUCCACACGAUACACCCAAAUUUUUGCGUUUGAGACCAGAAGAAACGAACCAAACCACCGGCGAACAAAAAUACGAAUACUUU
Messenger RNA from Pseudo-nitzschia multistriata, 5477 nucleotides. The record is from the annotation of a GenBank genome assembly. Lineage: Eukaryota; Bacillariophyta; Bacillariophyceae; Bacillariales; Bacillariaceae.